Saxophila tyrrhenica is the source of this 3225-nucleotide messenger RNA. RefSeq lists its product as uncharacterized. Bases 1 to 3225 code for a protein of 1074 amino acids. The transcript has a single exon. Gene Ontology annotation, biological process: retrograde transport, endosome to Golgi; Golgi to vacuole transport. The record is from RefSeq and is a predicted model, not a curated record. Gene Ontology annotation, molecular function: syntaxin binding. Gene Ontology annotation, cellular component: GARP complex. Lineage: Eukaryota; Fungi; Ascomycota; Dothideomycetes; Mycosphaerellales; Extremaceae.
AUGGCAUCCCCAUCCUUCUCGAUAGAUGGCCUUUCACCGGACUCACCAACCUCUCAAAGAUCUGGCUACCCCUUUCCGGAGACGAGCGCGCGACGCUCGACCAGCAACCGCUACCGUCCACGAAGAGGAAGCGCCGCCAGCAACACCUCCGUCUCAUCAAUAGGCGGGAGUCUAGACACACACACACGGAGGGGCAGCGCUGUAAGAGAGACCAGCCAGAAUGCCAUCUCCACCCUGCUCCAACCGCCCAUCGUGCGGACUGGCCUUCUACCACACUCGGCGACGUCGGCGGCAGCGGCAGGUUACAAAGCUCCAACCACGCGAGACAUCCCUCCUGUCACCCUGACCAACAUCCCACAUGUCGCGCCGGAGAGCUUUCGCAAUUACCUUUCCCGAAUAGGGCCGUUGUUUGAAAGCUUCCAGAGAGGUAGAGCUGAGCCAGAGCAGGCGCAAUGGCUGAAGAAGGACAGGGAGCUGGAGAAGACCGAUCGCUUUGCAGAGGCGCUGGACAGGCGUUGGGGCAAGGACGGCUUGAUGUCGCCGACGACCCCGCGCACUGCCCACUCACCACUGCUAUCACCUACGCCGCAGACACCUGGAGGAGAUCGUCGACGCGCGACGGGCAGUCACCGUCGAAAUCGCAACGAGCCCACACCUCUUACCACGAUUCCCUCGGUCUACUUUGACGAAGACUUCCACCUCGAGAACCCACGCACGUUUGAUGUCGUGUCCGAGCGCGCCGAAAUAGUAAGGCCUCCGCCAGGCACGCCCCAGCCCGAGCAGAAAGCCGCGAAUGGCACGCCACUUCCUCCUCGAAAAGCCUUGGCCACCAAUGCGAUACUACAGGAAAAGCUGAGUUGGUACAUGGACACAGUGGAAGUGCAUUUGAUCAACAGCAUCAGCACCGCCAGCUCGGGCUUCUUCGCAGCAUUGGGGAGUCUGAAGGAGCUGCAGACGGAGGCGGAAGAGAGUGUGGCCAAGAUACAGAGCUUGAGGGAGGAUCUGCGGCGGUUAGAUCAAGAGGUGGCUGUGGCGGGAUUAGAGGUGGCUGCAAAACGAAGGAGAAGAGCGAACCUGGGCAAGUUGGGCGCCGCGACGGCGCAGGUACAGCAAGUGGUAGAGAACGUCAAGAGGGCGGAUGAGCUUGUUGAAGAGGGCAACUUCGACGAGGCGGCCGACCAGAUGGAUCGGGUAGGAAGAUUGGUGUGCGGACAGCCAGAGGACGGAGGAGAGAGGCAGCUAAUAGAUCUACGGCCACUGAAAGCGCUUCAAGGCCUGGAUUCUGGGCUGCAGGAACUACAACUCAAGAUUGGUACUGGAUUCGCGAACCGCCUCACCACCAUACUAAUGUCAGACCUCCGACAACACAUCGAGAAAGUGCCGUCAUCCGACACGCUGAAACGCUGGUCGAGACAACGAGGCAUUCCACCUACGUAUAUGGAGACCACGCCGGAGUUCCGAGCUAAUCUACUGUCUGCGCUCAAGGGUCUGCAACGAGCUGGCUAUACCGCACCUGCGACCGCUGCGUACCGAGAAGCUGUCACGAAGGAGAUGAAGGCCAUCAUUCGGCGGUAUCUGCCUUCUUCCAACGACGAAGAUGCAGACAGCAUGGUCUCUUCGGCUACCACUUCAACGAGAGGAGGAGGGAGACUGAGCCAGCAGGAGAAGAGCUCGAUCUUGGCUAGGAACCUGCGAGCUUUGGAUGCUGAGGAUGCUGAGGGAUUGCUGGUCAAGGUUUAUACGAAUGUUGGUGAAGCGUUGCGGAGAGUCGGCACCCAGACGAAGAUUCUGCUGGACAUCACGUCCGGAGCUUUGGCGAGCGAGGGGGGGAAGGGUCAUUCAAGAUCUGCGAGCAUGGUCGCUGAGCAGCAGCGGCAGAUGCAGAAUGAACUUCCGAAGCCUGAUGAGCUGAGUCAGGCGCUCGACAUGUCCUCGCUACUUGGGCAGGCAGUCGACACGGCACAGACGCAGAUCACACGUGUGCUGAAGGUGCGCAACGAGCAGUCCGUUCGUCUAGCGAAGCCGCGCUUCUUGCGAUACUUUGCGCUCAAUCGCUUGUUUGCCGAUGAAUGCGAGGCUGUCUCCGGCCGAGGCGGGCAAGCGCUCAAGGGCCUCAUCAAUGCGCAGAUCUCAGGCUUCGUGCAGGUACUCGGUACUGCCGAGACCGAACGAAUAGCCCAGUGUCUCGACAACGACAGCUGGAACACCGCAGACUUCAGCGAAGAUGACGAUAAAAUCCUCCAGCGCGUACUAGGCGGCAUGUCCUUGGACCCACCAGAAUGGAGCAACGCUACUCCACCCAUCUGGGAGCCCGCAGACCACCAACUAGACGCACCACAACCCAACGGCACCACGACCCCCAACCCUACCGUCAACGGCACACCCACCCCCGCCUCCACCAAAGUUCCCGCCGCCAAACCCGCCUACAUCGACUCCACCCGCUUCCUCCUCGUCCCCUCCGCCCUCGCCCUCCUCCCCACCCUCGACACCCUCCUCGCCCUCACCACGUCCCUCCCCAGCCUCACGCCCCAGCUCUCCGCCGCCCUGCUCGACGUCCUCCGCACCUUCAACUCCCGCGCCUGCCAGCUCGUCUUGGGAGCCGGCGCGACGAGGGGUUCCGCGGGCUUGAAGAAUAUCACGACCAAGCAUCUCGCGCUUGCGCAUCAGGCGGUCGGGUUCGUGGUCGCGCUCGUGCCGUAUUUGCGGGAGUGUGUGAGGAGGCAUUUGCCUGCGGGGAGUAAAGCCGGGGGUGAAGGCGGGGUGUUGGGGGAGUGGGAGAAGGUGAGGAGGGUGUGUCAGGAGCAUCAGCGCGGGAUUGGCGAGAAGUUGGUCGAGAUCAUGACGACGCGGUCCGGGGCGCAUGUUAAGGCGCUUCACGCCCUCGACUUGGCCGCGGUGGCUGCGGUCGAGGGGGAUGUGGAUGAGGAGAAGGGGAGUCAAUAUGUGGAGACUCUCACCCGUGAGACGCUGACGCUGUAUCGAGUGCUGAGCAGGCAUCUGAACGAAGUGGACGUGGGCGUGAUUAUGGGACAGAUCGGUGAGGCUUACAAGGGCCAGUGGAGCAAGGUUUUCCAGGAGAAGGUUUUUGAAGGGGAACAGCAGGGGAGGGUGUUGAUGCGGGAUGCGAGGGUUUUGGAGAGGAAGUUGGGGACGGUGGAGGGUUUGGAUGGGGUGGGGAAGGAGGUUGUGAGGGUUGUUGAGGGGAGGGUUGGGGGUGGGGGGUGA